AGACAAGGCCUGGAAAAGAUGCAGGAGCUUCACCAGAUGGACUCACUGGGGCUACUUUACUGCCUCCAUAGGGAGCCUGGAGUCCCAGGGAUGGCCUUGGAGAGAGAGAGAGUCCCAGACCAGGAGGUGCUUUCUUUAGCCUGUCCCAUUGCUUUACCUCCUUACCUUACCAGUCCCCCAGCUUCAGGAUGACGGCUGACUCGUGAUCUGCUCUGAGCUCUGGCCGUGCCGCUCCCCAGCUAUCCUGGCUUCUUGUCAUUAUCUUCCUUGUUAUGGCUGAUCUUUUGUUUUUCCAAAUGGAUUUUAUCCAGCCUGUCAGAGAUCCUCUUCCUUGUGGCAUGAGGAGCAAAAUUACAUUUUUUUUCUCCUGGAUUAUAUUUUUGGAUUUGAUGCUCCAUUCUGUUCAAUCUGAAGCUGCUUCUGUGAGGUUUCACUGGAGAAAUAUGUAUGUACUAAAGUGAGGAGCUUCCCCUCUCUGAGAAAAGAUGCUGAGCUGACCUGGCUGCGGUUUCCAGAAAAUCUCUGUUCUCAGUAUUCCCAUAAAGCAUGGUAUCAGCAUUGCCUGUAGAAUGUGUGAAGAAGCUGGGGCAAGCCGACCUUGUGCCAUCUACUGAGCUGAUGCCCUCUUGGGAAGGCAGGGAGGGCUUCAGGGCAGGAAGGGGUGGAUUGUGGAAACAUUCUCCGUCUUGUGACUCCGUGCUGGAGCUGGCUUGUGUCCCUUCUCUUCAGUUGUGGCCUCGUCCAAAUUCUGUCUGCGGAGGAAAGUUUAUUCAAUGGGGAGAAUUGGGAGAAAGCCUCGUUACCCUAUUUGAACCUCUUCCUGCCUGGCUGGAAACUGGACUGCCUGUACGUGCUGUUUAGAGACCCUCAGCUAUGGCCGAGCGUCAGCUGACCAGAAACACAGUCAGAUUCUGAGACUGAUGGGAGGAGUUUUCUCCUGAUUGUACGUCUCGGGGUCUCGUCUGCACACUGGCUGCACAUCAAUCAAUCAGUUCUUGCUUCUUUGUACAGACAUUGGGAAGGAGAAGGACCCCUUGUCAGGGAGCUUCCUCUGUCCCUCUUCCCCAGGCCGACUUGGCAAGUCCCUAAUCUUUUCUCCAGUUAGAAAGCAGAUGAACCAACACUGGAUUGUUUCCUUUGCAUUCAUUGGUCUCAUUUAAUUAAGGUAGAUAAGUCUCUUUUCCCCUGAUUUCAAUGUCCAGCCCUAAGCCCAGGAAAGGGCCUCGUCCUUAUUGGUUAGGCAGUUGGCAUACGUUGCUUUAAUAAAUUGAUGUGCUCAGAAGAGCAGAGCUCUGAUUCCUCAGGCAUUUCAUGUUUCACUUGUCACUGUUAACCUCUUUUACUUUCUUCUACAUUUGGCUGGAUCAAAGCUAUCCCUAUCCUCCUAGUGCCAUACAGGACACCCCCACACCCACUAUAAGUUGCAGCCUCCCCCCCUCAGGACAAGUAGACUGCAGGCACCAAGCCUCUCUGGCCUCAGUGUGAGUCCUCAUCUCCCUUUUCCCAUAAGAGCAUGGAGUGGAACCCCCUUUCAUGUCAAGUAGGGCCUCCAUCUUCUCAGGCUUCUCCAGACCUCCUUCCCUGUAACUUCACUUUCUGAGAUGGUAGAGACCACCCUCUCAGUUCCCCUCUCAGGCCUGUUUGCAGCCUUUGAUGUUAGAAUUUAAUGGUUGGACAAAAUGUAUAAAAAUGCAGUCGCCAAAAAUAUAUUACGCUAAUCAGGAUGACUUUUUAUGGUAGUUUAUUUACAAAAAGAGGAAGAGUGAAAGUAAGGAAACAAGAAAGUGUAGAUAAUUACUCCAGCCUGGACAGGGCAUCAGAGGCCCCAGCAAAGAGGGGCCCAGAGGUAAAUUAAACAAGAAUUCUAGCCACUAGGCCUCCUCCAAGACAAGGGGCCUCUCUGGAGGCUAGUACCUCCAGAAGAGGCAGGAAAAGGAGUCAGCCUAUUUCAUUCACCCUCAUGGCAGUCCUAAGGGAAGAGCAGUCUGAGGUCCCAAGCUGGCUCCUCCAAAGCCAAGUUCAAAGGAGAAAAAACUGGUCACAGGAAGUUACCAUCAUUUUAAAGACAGUGACACGUGAGUCAUAGUCCACCCCCCUUCUCCCACAUUUAAGUUUUGGGGUGUAUACAUUCCUGGUGGCUAAAAUCUAAAAAUCGCCAGGGGUGAGUUAAUCCCAUCUUUACAGAUGCUUUUAGCCCACUCUCUCCUCCUCGAUAUUCUCUUUUCUCUAGGGUUGUAGGACAUGAUUCUCUCUCCCAGCUUAGCUCCUGUCUCUCUGACUUGUGAUUCUCUGUUUUCUGGGAUUGCCCCUGAAAUAAGUAACCUAAAUUAAUAUAGAUAAAUAUAAAUAUAACUAAAAUAAUAGUUCAUUUUAAGGUGAGGGAAUUGAUAGAAUCUGUCUAAACCCCCAAAAUUUGUUAAACCACACCAUCUAAUACUUCUCUACCUAUAAAUCUAUUUUCUAUAACUAAUUAAAUUAACCCCCCUUAGUAAAUAUAUAAAAGUGGGAAGGAAAUGAAGAUAGCAGGAACAGGGUUCAAAAGGUAGGGUCUCACUGACAGUUGUCCUCUGGAGUUUUGAGCAGCUCUAUUGGAAAUCACUCUCGGCAUCAGCAGGAUUCAAAGGGGCAAACUGAAUCACAAGGAAAGCCACAGGAUAGAGAAUAUCGGAUUCUCUAGGUCUAUCGAAGAAGAACCAGAUAGAAACUCCUCCUGACUGCUUCCCUCAGAAGAAGCAAAAUCUCCAUCUCCAGAGUUCUGGAAUUUUGCUCUUCUGCCUUGCAGGACUUCCUGCUCCUGCUAAUUUCCCCUUAAUACUCUUUUUCUAGAUCUUGUAACAGUGGGGUUAGGGGAAUGCAGUUCCUCCAACCCUGUCUUUGGUCCUCUACUCUUCUCCCUCUGGACUUCUUUACUUGGUGAUCUCAUCAGCUACCAGGGAUGCAAGCACCAUCUCUCUGCUGAUGAGUCUCAGAUCUGCAUUUUCUGCCCCAAUUUCUGUGCUGACCUCCAGUCUUUCAUCUCCAAUUUCCUUACAGGGAUUUCACACUAGGUGGCCAGUAGACAUCUUGAGGUCAGUGUGUCCCAAGCACAUAGUUCUCUCUCAGCUAGACAGAACCUCCACCUUCUCCAUAGCUGUAUCCUCCUUGUCCCUCAGGCUCAAAACCAAGGAGCCCCCCUUGACUCCUGACUGUCCCUUACCCACAUUUCCAAUAUGGCGCCAGGACCUGUCAGUUUCAUCUUUGCAGCAUCUCUCCACUACAACCCCUUGUGUCCUGUGUCCUUGCCAUCCUCCUCAGGGGAGUCUACAUCACCUCCCUCCUAGACAUUGAGACAACCUGCUGCUGCGUCUGUCUUCCACAAGGCUCUUCCCACUCCAAAACCUCCUCCAUUCUCCCACCAGAGUGAUUUUCCUACAGUUCAGUUCUGAUCAUGUCACUCCCCUACUCCGUAAACCCCAAUGGCUCCCUGUUCCCUCCAGGAUCAAAUACAAACCAUUCUGUUUGGUGUUCAAAGCCUUCAUUACUCCCCAUCUGUAUUCUUGGAUCUAGGGAACCUGGCUUCUUUGAUUCCUUCAGCUGCAGGUUUUUUUAAAAAUCCUUUACUUUCUGUCUUGGAAUUGAUGGUAAGCAUCUGUGGUGGAGGCAGAAGAUGGCUAAGAGCUAGGCAAUUGGGGGUCAGUGGUAGCCCAGGGUCACAUAGGUAGGAAGUAUCAGAGGUCAUAUCUGAACCCAGAACCUGCAGUCUCUAGUUCUAGUUCUUUAUAUUCAUAGUCACCUAACUGCCCCAAAGUGGAAAAGGUUGUUUGGGGGCUUUAUUUUUUAAGCUUUACCUUCCAUCUCAGGAUCAGUUCUAAGAUAGAUAAGUGAUGAGGACUAGGUAGUCAGAGUUAAGUGACUUAUCCAGGAUCACACAGCUAGGAAGUGACUGAGGUCACAUUUGAAUCCAUAUCUUUCUGACUCCAGAUGUGGCACUCUAGAUCAACCAUGUGAUCUAGCUGUGUCUAGUUCCAGAUAAUGUUCAAUGGCUUUACCUCAUAUCUGGGACAUUUUCCCUCCACACUUCAGAUCACUGAUCAAUUUAAAUUUCCUGUAAGUCCCAACUAAAAGCUAAAAACAUUCUACAGGAAACCUUCCCUCCUCCCUCUUGGAGUGCCUUCAUCCUUUCCAUUCUUCCCCAUUUCUCCUAGGCAGAGCUUGAUUUAUGUCCAUGUGUCUGUGUAUUGUCUCCCUCCCCCACUGGACUGUGAGCUCCUGGAGGGCAAGGACUGUCUUUUACGUAAAACUCUUGGGAAAUCCCCAGAAGGGCAGAACAGGUGCUGAAUGUGGAGGGAAUGGAAAUGACAGUUUCUGGUUCUUGAGAUACCCUGUUGUGUCCCGUCUUCUCUGUAUCUACCUCCUCUUCUCCCCUGUGUCCUGCAGUCCAUCACAAGAAGCAUCCUCCUGGAGCAGAUGGGACACAGGGUGAUUCUUCCCUUGAUCCCCUCUGUCUUCAGCUUCAGCCCUCCUGGGUUUCCUCCUUCUUCCCUUUCCUCUUGUCUGUAGUUUUUAAAAGAAGCCUCUUUUUGCUCUUUCUGAUGUUCUUUUGCUACUACUAUUGUCUUCAUUUAGUCACUCCUCCUGCCUUUCUGCUGCUCUGGGUAGUGGCGGUCUCUUGGUGACCAAGAAUGACGAUUGUCUUUGUGCAGUUUCAUCUACGGUGUACCCUCAUGUGGCUUUGGAGUCCAAAGGCUGAGGCGCAGAGUUUGUGCUCUGGGUAUUCAAGAAGCAAAUGAUCUCUUCACUUUGGGGUCUCUUCCUAAAACUACUGCAGACUCCUCUUCACUAAUGAACAUCAAUUGUUCUGUCCAACAUUGGGAAGCUCCCAUUUGCAGGUGUUGGGAGUGACAUUUAACCCAAGGGUAACGUGAAGCAGCUCUCCAAGGAAGACAAGCAGGACAAUACUGCCUGUCAAUAAAAGAGUCAAGGGGUUGCCUCUGUUAAUACUCCAAACCCUAAGCAGAAGCUUAGAUCUCUCUGAUAGGUUUGGAGGAACAUAGAAGAACGAGCAGACGGGGUAAGUGAUGUCCGUCAUAGGAUGGAGGGUCACCAGUGGUUAUAGAGCUGGGAUAAUCAGGGACACUGUGACUGAGUGGAAUAAUCAGUAAUAAGGGCCAGCAGUGCCCCAGCCCUCCUCUCCUCAGACUAAGAAGAGAUGCUUGUGUGAGUCCAGUGCAAGGUCAGGAUCCCAACUUUGGGCAGCAACCCAGACAUCUCUGAGAUGGAUUGGGGCGGAGAAAGACCAGACCUGACUCCCUGGGGCUCACCUGAAUCUUCCAAGGCCAACAGAUGCCUUGAAAUGAGGCUAGAACGGUGAUGAAAAGCCCAAGAGCUGGAUUCUGCACUUCCCCUGUUACAGGCUGGCUGAGUGUGGAGCUGAGUCAGGAGGCAGAGAAGCAGGACUCAGGCAGUUCGCAGACAAAAGCAGUUACUGGUCAAGAGGAUGAAUAAGUAAAUGAUCUGAGAUCAGCUCAGCCUUCUCCGAGGAUGGGUCACCCGGGCUGCACCCUGAGUCCUCGAGCUCUGCGGAGCACCUUCUCUCCUUUCUCGUGCCUUCCACAGUGUUAUAAGUAAAAACUGACCUGGGGGCUCAUUACCUGAUGAGCAUUUAUUAGUAGAGAGAGAGGUCUCGGCCUUUUUAGAUCUCCAUUCAGCUUGCUCAGGCUGUGCUUGCCAGAGAUCAAGAGAUCAGGAAAGCUCAGAGACAAGCCCCCAGCCCAGAGAGCCAGUCAGUUCCAGUUGAAGGUAUGAAAGCUCUCCCUCCUUCCCUCACCUAACUUUUACCUUCCCCCCAGCUACCCUCUCUGUGGCUCGGGCUCUGGCAUGUUGAUGAGUCUCACACUGAUUCUGUCUGCCCUGGGACACAGCAACAGGACCACAGACACCUGACUGACACCUACAUUCCAGAGCUGGAGUCCCUGGGAUCCAGGCUACACUGGAGGUCCCUUUGAGAUUUCCCUUUACACACUAGAAAAUCUUCCCUUCAAAGGACCCUAGAGCUGCUCUUCUCAAGCCUUCAUUGGGCUCUUGAAGUCUCAGCUUCUAGUGCUGGCUCCGACACUGACAAAGGGCGGUAUGUUGGGCCCCUCCCUUCUCUGUGGGUCAGUUUCCUCCUGUAACUGACCCGAGGUGGGCUCUUCAUUGUGAUGUGACUUUCAGCCUCUGCUCUGACUUGGGCUGCUCUAGGAGGUGGUGACCUUCAAGGAUGUGGCUGUGGAGUUCACACGGGAGGAGUGGCGCCUCCUGUCCCCUCCCCAGAAGGAGCUAUACAAGGAGGUGAUGCUGGAGAACGCCAGGAACCUGCUCUCUGUGGGGCUUCAAGCUCCUCCUGAAGAUGUGAUUUCUUCUUUGGAGCAGAGGGCAACCUUGUGGAUGCUAGAGCAAGAAGACCCAGGAAGUUCCUUCCCAGAAAGAGAGAUCAAACUUGAAAUGAAGGCGAAUCCAACAGAUAUGAGCCCUUCUGUGUUAGAAAUGGGCCUUCAAAGAUUCAUUAGUGAUGGGCCUGAUAACUUUGCUUUUGGAGUAUUCUGUGUUGCCCCUCAAAAUUCAUCUUAUAUUGAACAUCAAAGAAUUUACACUGAGGAAAAAUCUAGUGAAAGUAAUCAGUAUGGAGAGACUUUUAUGCACAGAGCUAGUCCUCCUGGACACGAGAGAAUGCACACUGGGGAGAAACUUUUUGAAUGUAAACAAUGUGGAAAGACAUUCAGUCGUAGCUCCCAUCUUGCUGUACAUCAGAGAAUCCACACUGGGGAGAAACCUUAUGAAUGCAAACAAUGUGGAAAGUCAUUCACAGAUAAAUCCAGUCUUGCUAAACAUCAGAGAAUCCACACUGGGGAGAAGCCUUAUGAAUGUAAGCAGUGUGGAAAGACAUUCAGUCGUAGCUCCCAUCUUGCUGUACAUCAGAGAAUCCACACUGGGGAGAAACCUUAUGAAUGCAAGGAAUGUGGAAAGUCAUUCAGUCGGAGCUCCAGUGUUUUUCUACAUCAGAGAAUCCACACGGGGGAGAAACCUUAUGAAUGUAAGGAAUGUGGAAAGUCAUUCAGUCGGAGCUCCAGUCUUUUUCUACAUCAGAGAAUCCACACUGGUGAAAAAUAUUAUGAAUGCAACCAAUGUGGAAAGACAUUCAUAGAUAAAUCCAGUCUUGUUAAACAUCAGAGAAUCCACACUGGGGAAAAACCUUAUGAAUGCAAGCAAUGUGGAAAGGCAUUCAGAAACAGCACCAAUCUUGUAGUACAUCAGAGAAUUCACACUGGGGAGAAACCUUAUGAAUGCAAGGAAUGUGGAAAGACAUUCCUUCGGAGCUCCCAACUGGGUGUACAUCAGAGAAUCCACACUGGGGAGAAACCUUAUGAAUGCAAGCAGUGUGGAAAGAUCUUCACAGUUAAGUCCCAUCUAUCUGUACAUCAGAGAAUCCACACUGGGGAGAAACCUUAUGAAUGCAAGCAGUGUGGAAAGACAUUCACAAAUAAUUCCCAUCUUGUUGUACAUUGGAGAAUCCACACUGGGGAGAAACCUUAUGAAUGUAAGCAGUGUGGGAAGACAUUCCGUCGGAGUUCCCAUCUUGCUGUACAUCAGAGAAUCCACACUGGAGAGAAACCUUAUGAAUGCAAGCAAUGUGGAAAGACAUUCAUAAAUAACUCCCAUCUUGCUGUACAUCAGAGAAUCCACACUGGGGAGAAACCUUAUGAAUGCAAUCAAUGUGGAAAGGCAUUCAAAGAAAGAUUCAAACUUACAGUACAUCAGAGAAUCCACACUGGGGAGAAACCAUAUGAAUGCAAGAAAUGUGGAAAGAUAUUCAUAUGUAGCUCCAAUCUAGCUGUACAUCAGAGAAUCCACACUGGGGAAAAACCUUAUGAAUGCAAGCACUGUGGAAAGACUUUCAGUCAUACCUCCAGCCUUGCUUUUCAUCAGAGAAUCCAUACCGGGGAGGAACCUUAAGAAUACAAGCUAUGUCAAAAGAUGUUCACAUACAGAUCCAGUUUUGCUAUUGUGUGAAGGAAAUUUAUCCUUCCCCCUCUCUGGGCCAGAAUAUCUAGCAUGAGCAAGAAAUUGGCACCGAGACAAGGAUUGCAAAAUGGAAAUCAUUGAUGGAAUGGCAGAAGGAAAAAGGUAGUAAUAGUCAAGAGAUCAUGAGACAAGGACUUGAUGUCUCUUGCACUGGCCCCUCGACUAGCCCCCCUAGGGGCCUAGGCAAAGUAAAAACCUGCUGUUGGUUCCUUAGGUGAGAUUUGUGAAUUAGUGGGUGGAGAAAAGGUUUUGUAAAAAAAAAGGAAUUUAAACUUUUCAAUUUAAAUAAUAAUAUUUUUUACAUUUCCCCAUCUUGAGGGUGAUUGAAAAAAUACAGGAUCACUUAGGGAUACAUGGCUGAGUUAUGAGGUAUAUGAAUCAAUUGGGAAGAGAAAUUAAAAAGACAUCAGAAAAAUCCAAAUAAAAAAGAUAAUUUCUGAAUGAAAAUAUAGACUAUCAAAGUCUUAUGUGUAAAAAUUCCAAGUAAAGGAAAAAUAAAUCUAUAACAGGUCCUUGAAUCAGGGUCCAAUUAAAAUGAUCUAGGCAAUGAUGCAUUUACCCAGUCAGUAGCCAGGACUACAGAAAGUUUCCACUCUAUGAGAGACAGAAAGGGGACCAGAUUAUAGGAGCCAGGUAGUUGCCAAGGUUUGGGAUACUCAUCUGUAAGUAUUUUCACGAAGAGUGUGGAUACACAAGGAUGUCAUAACAUGAUAAACAUAUCAAGCUCGAGUCUUCACACUAGGUUCAAGACCUUUGCAUUGGCUUGGAAGUGCAUCAGUCCGUCUUGGAUUAGCUUAUCUUUGGCCCUAUGCAAUGGCUCUUUUGUGUAUAUCUUGUCCUGGAAUCAGACAGAAUUAUUAAGCAAAGUCCCAUGAAUUUUAUUUUAAAUAAUUAGUGGCAUCAUUUUUAUAGUCUUAAGCUUUUGGGGCAUGCAUUAGUAUUAUAGCAAAUGUAUUUUAAACAUAUUACUGCUAAAUCAAAAAGUUAAAGAAAAUCUUAAUGCUGGUGACAUGUUCAAAUAUAGAAAAGGAGAGAAAAAAUAAAAAACUGAAAUAGUAUAUUGCACAUGCAAGCAAAAUAUAAUAGUCUUAAAAUUCAAAAAUAUAGCUUAUAAUCAUUGACACACUGUGUCAGCUAAGAAAAUAUAGCAUGCAAGGCUUUCUCACCAAAAAUGAGUUCCAUUUCCUCUUCAUAUCUGGCCAUGAUCCACUGUGAAUUUCACAAGGUAACAGUUUUUUUAUAAAGAACAGUAGUAUAAAUAUGUAAAUAUCAGUAUCCCCAAAAUCCUCAAUAGCCCAAUUAAGUACAAUAGCAAACAAACACUAUCAUAUUUCACAUGAGUUGCUGUAUGGCAUUUUUAAAGGCCUAUAAAAUUGAUGGAUAUUUGUCACAAGUUUUUACAAAUGUAGCAAAUCUUUCAACCUUGGUAUUUAGAUAAAGUUAAACUUAUUUUGGGUUAAGAACAUCAUCAAGAAAUCUAGAUAUUCUGGUGGAAGCAAAGUAGUGAACUGAAGAGUUAUAAAAGAGGGGUACUCUUUUUUUUUUAGGCUUUUUAGGGGUAUAAAUGCCCUGAGAUUAACUGCCCAACUUCCAUUCACAUUUUUAGAAAUGUGGGAAGGUUGGGGAUUAUAAUUGUAUUUCACUUCAGCUACUAGAAUGGGCCUUACACCUUGGGUUAGGGGCAGGCAAAAAUGACCAGAGAUUGUUAAGAAAAAACUCUAGGGGGCAGCUGGGUAGCUCAGUGGAUUGAGAGCCAGCCCUAGAGACGGGAGGUCCUAGAUUCAAACCUGGCCUCGGAUACUUUCCAGCUGUGUGACCCUGGGCAAGUCACUUGACCCCAAUUGCCUAGCCCUUACAACUCUUCUGCCUUGGAGCCAAUACACAGUAUUGACUCCAAGACGGAAGGUAAGGGUUUAUAAAAAAAACAACUCUAAAAAUCAUGUCUAGAAAACCCUUAAAAUCAGUUGAGAUAUUUAGCACAUUAAAUUUUUCAAAGAUUGUUAUACAAUUUUCUGAUGGAAUCCAUCCAUCCUCUAUGUGACAAUUUACAAAGGCAAAAAUAGAAAAGCUGUUUUUUAUAUGGGCUUAUUCAAUGUUUGUUCAUUCAGUAUAGUUAUAGGUGUAAAGCAACAGAAUUUAACAGUAGUUAAAACUCAGUACAUUAAAAUGAUCCAUUGUAACAGAAUAAUAUGGAUGCAGUAAUAUAUGAACUUAAAAUCACAAAGUUAAAUCUUAAACAAAACAAACAGUAAAAUGCAAUAGAAUACAGAGAUUUUUAUAAAACACUGGAGUCUGUUAAAAAUAUAACCUCCAGUCUCUUUUAAGUUCCUUGGAUUUUUAUCCAUUUAGAUGCCUAUUGUCAGAAGGCAGAUUGGUCAUGGUUAAGCAAUGGGGUUUAAGCCACCCAUCCAUGGCCACACAGCUGAGAAGUAUCUGAGGCCAGAUUUCAACCCAGGAUCUCCCGUGUCUAGGCCUGGCUCUCAGUCUACUGAGACAUCCAGCUGCCCUUCCAUAGUGAGUUUUUGGAAUCUCAACAAAUGGCAAAGAGUUGCAGGGAGAUGAAUUUCUCUCCUGAAUCUCAAGUGAGAUAAAUAAAAGGACCAGUGCACUCAAAAGAUAUUCUUUGAAAUAUGCCAUGCUUGCAAUCAACUUCCUGUUUGGAAAAGUCUCUUUCUUCUUUCCCUUUCUUUCUCCCCUCCUGUGAUCCCCCCUAGUCCAUGUGGAGGUUAAUCUUAGCCUAAGGGAAAAUUACCCCAUUUUUUUACCAGUUGGUUUUCGAUCCUGAAGAAAUUGGGUCUGCCACCAUCAGCCUGGGUGAUGAGCUGUCUAGGUCUAGGGCGCAGAAACAGGCAGGCAGGGAGGAAGGCAGGGGGACAAUUGCUGGGGCCAGGUGAGCAGCAAACACGUCUGGAGCAGAGGCGGGAAUGCAGGCAGGCAGGCAGGGCCAGGCUGAGCCGGGAGCCGGUGAGCUAUCUAAUGGCUGGAACGAGCUGGAUCAGCAACAGCUUUGCAAGGGUAAAAAAACCUUGGCCAGAUAAAUGUGGCUUAAAAAAAAUUCCUAAGCAGUAGCUAUGAAAAGCUGAACUUAGUAACAGUAGAUCAGAAAAGAAUCAGAAGAUUGAAGGUAUUUCAUUUUCCCAAAGUGGUUACACCAGACUGUUAAGAUUAAAAAUGCCAAACUGUGGCAGGUAAAAAUUAGUUUCUCUCUGCUAGAAGUAUUAUAUUUUUUAGAGAUUUAUUAAAGAUUAAGAAUUUAAAGAAAAUACAAAAUAAGAAAGCACAUGUCUAGGCCCAGAGAGCCCACUCACAACCACUCAUAUCUUGCCUGUUAGGUAGAGAGUUGUGUGUGCUUCGAAGCAGAAGCAGGAAGAGCUCCCAGUAGGUGGAGAGCUCCUUUAAAUAAUAAUUAUUGUUCUUGCACUCAGGGAGAUGAGAGAAUUCUAGGAGCUAGCAAGGACAUCUGGGGGUUGAAGUCUGGGGUUCAAAUCUCCAUUUUUACAUAUCAGAGCUCUUCUCUUUCAAUUUUGUUGUUGGCUGGACUUCCCUGUGAGCAUGACUAGGGUGCCCUAAUGAUGGCCAGAGAAUAGCAAGCUAAAUGGAGCAAUGAGGAAAGUAUGUCUCCCUUAUUUUUCCAUCUUUCCCCUCUACUGCCUUAGUUUAAAUAAACUUAAUUUAGGACCAGUCUUAAAAUUUUAUAUUGUAUAUCACAGAAACCACAGACAUUCACACUGAGCUAUCACCCUGCUCAAAAUCAGAGUAUUCCCUCUACUAUAUCAUAAAAUCUCCUAAGAUGAGGUCCAAAUGGGCAUUUGUAUAUGAAGUGUGAUCCCAUAAGAAAAUUAAAGGGGUGUAGAAUAUUUUACCUUCCAGAGCAAUUCAUUGAUAAGGAAAGAAUUCAUAACCAAAUAAGAUAUAGAUAACAUUAGGUAUAAAAUAGUUACAUUUACAUGCUGGACUAACUGAAUCCAGAAGCCAAUGUACCAAAACUGAUACAAUUAAAUGUAUUUCUACAAUUGCUAGACCUAUCACUUCUAUAUCAAAUCUUAAGCCUAUUUUGCAUUAAGGUCUGUGCUACAUAUGUGGUGAAAAUUUAUCACACCAGUACAGCUCUCCAAACUGAAUACAUUUAUUGGGAGGAGUCCAGAAUCCCAAUAAAGAUGGACCCUGGUCAAAUAAAGUGCAGAGACCCUGAGCCUUAGGAGAUAGCCUUUUUUAUUCCAAUAAAUCUUAUGAUGCAGUGACAGAAAACUGUCACAAUGAAAAUAUGAUACAAAAUCAUUCACAUGGGUAUCUUAAUAAUGCAAGUGCUGAUUAGUCUGGUAAGUGUAAAAAAGAUCACUAUGGGUGGUAACCUGGUAGUACUCAGCGUCUUGGUGUUGUUUUGGUUAGCUGAUAUGUGAAGACAAGAGUAGCCCUCCACCUCCUGUGUGACUUGUUCUACAGCAAGAUCAUCUUUCCUCUUUUUGUCUGACCAUUUUGUUAUACACCCAACUGGUGUGUGACAGGAUUUAUGGAAUCUCCUGGGUUAUAGGUUUAAGGUCAGGAUGUAAACAUGAUUUGAUACCACCCCAAACUGUAAUUUUCUGAGCUAAUGUUUAUAAUUUCUAUAAAGGAAAUUAUAUUAUUUGGCUAUGAACUCAAAACUAAUGAUUGUGUUGUAAAAAUAAUUAUAAAGGCUAUUACUAUUAUGAUCAUAAAAAGGGAUAGGGAGUUUGACUCACACAAAGGAAGUCAAAUAUACUUAUAGAAAAACAAA
Monodelphis domestica (gray short-tailed opossum) is the source of this 12796-nucleotide messenger RNA. Lineage: Eukaryota; Metazoa; Chordata; Mammalia; Didelphimorphia; Didelphidae. The record is from RefSeq and is a predicted model, not a curated record.